AUGACCACGCGCAAGAGACGACAGGAAGCCGGUGAAGAAGAGGAGCUUCAGGCUCUUCCUAGCGACCAGAGCGACGAGGAGGAGGAAGAGGAGUUCGAUGACGAGUCUGACUUUGAGGGAGAAGACGAUUCAGAGGAGAACGAGGACGAGGAGCCUGCUGAGGAACCAGAGCCAUCGGCUAAGCGACGCAAGACUGGUCGAGCUGCUGCUGCAAAGAAGGCACCUGUAGAUGACGACGAGGAGGAUGCAGAUGAAAUAGAGGAGGAAGAGGAACAGGCGCAAGGCGAGGAGAAAGACGAGGAAGAGGAGGAAGAGGCAGAGGGAGACGACGAAGAGAAGGACGGCGAUGCUGAAGAGGACGAUGAAGUAGCUGAGAAGCCUGCUUCUUCGGCCAAGAAAGCCGCUGCCGCUGCUGUUGAAGAGGAAGAAGAAGACGAGUAA
This is a messenger RNA of Nannizzia gypsea CBS 118893, 441 nucleotides long. RefSeq lists its product as hypothetical. Bases 1 to 441 code for a protein of 146 amino acids. NCBI's taxonomy places the organism in Eukaryota, Fungi, Ascomycota, Eurotiomycetes, Onygenales, Arthrodermataceae. The transcript has 3 exons. The record is from RefSeq and is a predicted model, not a curated record.